AUGGACUACGACGUCGAGUCGUGGGUGGAGGAGGAGGCCCGUCGCGGCCGCGGGCGCAGGGCCUCCCACGCGCCCGCGCCCUCCGCGGCGCCCUCCCCGUUCGGCAUCGCGCAGAGCCAACCGCCGGCGACGACGUCCAAGAUCCCGGGCGGCGACUUCGGCUUCGCGCCGCCGCUCCCCGGCGCCGUCCCGGCGACGCCGUUCACGCCGGGUUUCGGCGGCGGCAUCGGCGCGUUCGGCAAGGGCGCGGAUGCCACCCCGUACGCCACCGAGGCCUUCCUAAGGCGCGCGCCCCCCACGGCGAAGGCCGCCAAGAUCCCCAGCCCCGAUCGAUCGACGAUGACGGCACCCGCGCAUACCCGCAUGGACGACGACGACGUCCUCGACGACGCCCACGCCGAUCAUUCGCCCGGCGACGACGCCCGCACCGCCGCGGCGAAGGACCUGGAGACGGACGACGCCCCGCACGAACGCCGCGAGGAGUUCGCAUUCGCCGACGUCCUAGCCGCCGUGCGAGCGGGCGAGGUCACCGCUCGAGAAGCCGCGGGGGCGUUCGAGGAGGCGUGCUGGGAGCGAUCCUUCGAGCUCCGCGAGGAAUCCGCGUCGUGCGUCCACCGCACCGUCAAGGCGGCGGAGCUCGCGCGCGCCGCGGACCUGCUGCAGGCGGAGGCGGGCACGUGGUCUCUCGUGUGGUUCUUGCUCGGCGACGGCGCGGCGAUCGAGGCGGACGGCGCCGCGUCGGAAGCCGCCGCGCGGGCCGUCAUCGCGCGAAGGCAGGCGGCGGGCGGGGACCCGGCGUCCGCGAUCGACUCGGGCGUCCCCAACCCCGCGCCGACGCCGAUACCGCUCUCGGCGAGAAUAAGAAUAGCCGCGAGAGACCAGUCGGGCGACCCGGUUACGUUUCGACUGAACCGCGUCGUGGCGUGGCUGGAGGGCACCGCGCGGGCCGCCAUGCAGCGCGAGCGCGCGGGUUUGGUCCCGGUUCCGGACGAGCACGCGGGAACCCACGUCGACGAUUUCGCAUCCGGAGAGUGUGCGUGGCGAGAGACAGCCUCGGCGUUGGACGCUUCUGCCACCACCGACGGCCGCGGACGUAACUUGUGCCGCCAACUCGACCCCGACGGCCCGUACCGCACGUCCUCCGCGCUGCACCCGACGAACGCGGACGGCGAGGACCGGCUUUUACGAGCGACGUGGCGUUUAACGCGCGCGGGGAUGGUGGACGCGGCGAGGGAGCUGUGCGUACACGUCGGUCAGCCGUGGCGCGCGGCGAGUCUGGGCGGCGCCGCGGGGUUCGCGCCGGCGCCGGUGGGCGCCGCGGCGGACGACGCGUUCGCGAGGUCCGCGGCGAAGCCCGUGGCGGACGCGCUCGAGCGCGCGGAGGCGGAGGCGGAGGCUGGCGCGGAUCCUGCGGCAACGCGAGCGGCGUUGGUCAGAGCGACGGUGGAUGCGGCUCGGUCGGCUGCGGCGGAGAGGGAGGACGAGGAGGCGGCGUCCGAGUGCGAACGCGGGGGCGGCGCGGCGAAGAGGGCGUUGUGGAAGUGGGCGUGCGCGGAGACGGCGCGGCAGACGUCCGCGUGGGCCAACGGCAACGUCGCGUCCUACUCGCGAUUCGAGUCGGCGCUGUACGGAGCCUUCGCCGGGGAUUUGCGAUGGAUGCUCGGCGCCUGCGACGGGGACUGGGAAUCGAGCGCGUGGGCGCACUUCAGGGCGCUGCUGGACGCGCGCGUGGACGCGGUGAUCGACGGGCGGGAUCCCGGCACCCCCGGGCCCGUUCUCGUGGACGACGACGACGACGGAUCGGGCGAUGGUAAGCGCAAAUUGGGCGAUGUAAGCGCCUCGGACGGUGUAAGCGGCGAGGCUGACGCCGUCGGCGCCGGUCUCCUGGCCGGGUUGAACCAGGUCGCGACGCCCCGCUGGCCCACCCCCGAGGCCUUGGCCGCGAUCCCGCCCACCGCGGAGGCGAUCCUCGACGCGCUCAAGCCCCUCGGCGGCGACGGCGAGCACCGGCGCGCGCAGGGGUGCCUGAUCCUCGGCCGGACCCGCGAGCUCGUCGUGGAUAACGUCUUGUCCUGGCUCUUCCCCGGGGUGGACCUCGCGACGCUGGACGGGGAUGUCGACGAGGCGAGCGUUCACGCGGCGCUCGUCGAUUCCCCCGUUCGUUCCCCCGAGCUCCUCCGUUUCGCGACGCAUCUGCUCCUCUUUCUCCGCGAGCUCUUGCCCGACGGCGGCGGUUUGCAACCCGACGGACCUCUGGACAGACACCUCAACGCGGUCGUCGCGCGGUUCGUCCUGCACCUCGUGCAAUCCAAGAGGUACCACCUCGUCCCGCGGUACGCGCGUCACCUCAGGGCGUCGCUCUUGGUGGAGACGUACUCUCGGUUUUUGACGAGGCUCGCGCCCGCGUCCGCGGAGCUCAAGGCGCGGUGCCUCGACGAGGCGUGCGCUUGGAUCCCGAGGGAGGGGGACGGCGGCGUCCGGUCGAUCGUCGUCCGCGCGCUGGACGACUCGCGCGAGGUUGUGGACGCGCGGGGGGUGCCCGACGCCCCGUCGUUGAGCCGAGGCCCGACGCACAGGGAGCGCGUGCUGGAGUGGGCGACGCUGGCGGGGGCGGAGUUGCACCCGGAGGCGGCGGUGCACGCGUGCGCGCUGAUCCGCCAGCUGUGUUUGCAGCGCUCGGCGGCGGCGCGGCUCCGCGGAUGCGACCGGCCUCACCUCACGCUCGACCCGCGCGAUUUCGUGUGCGGCGAGGAGCGCGCUCGGCGCAUCGUGGCCCGGCUCCUGCCCGCGGAUUUGCAGGCUAACGCCGCGGAGCGUGGCCGGCCCGGCGCGGCGACGGAGCUCUCCGACUGGGCCGCGUACCUGGCGGCGUGCGCCGCGGUUGGCGCGUGGCGCGAUCUCGCCGCCGCUCGCGACGCCCGCGCGGCGUUGGACGCGGAGGAGGGUGCGACCGCCGAUUUGAACGAUUUGAACGAUUUGAACGAUUCGGGGGGCGAGGGCGCGAGACUGGCGGCGGAGGCUGCGACCGCCGCCAUCGGCGCCAUCGUCGACUUGGCGUCCCCGAGGCUCGCCGACUCCGACGGCUUCUACGCCCCCGACGUGAUGGACUCGUUCGACCCUGGGGUCGACGGGCCGGGGUACUGGAUGGAUUCCCCCGCGCUCGUCGACGCUGAAGAGGCGGCGAUGGAGACGGAGAAUCGGUCCCCCACGGUGCGUCUGGUCGCGGUGGCGCUGCCCGACCGAAGCGGCGGUGGCGGCGGCGGCGGGGACGGGGGCGCGCGGGGGGUCGAACGAACGGACCCGCACGAGGUCGCCGCGGCGCUCGCGGAGGCGCUGGAGCUCCGCGUCGGGGCCAUCGCGGAUCCGGUCGUGAGAGAAGCCGUGCGAUGCCACGUGGAAGUCACGCGAGGGUGCGUCGGCGACGGGGCGCGCGCCGAGGGAGCGAAAGGCCAAGUCCUCGUCGAGGUCACCGCCGACAUCGACGCACUGAACCUCCCGGUCGCCCCCGGGACGCCGCCGGCUGCGAUUGGCGCCGCGUACGACGCCGCGGCGGUGGCGGCUAGGGACGUGGUCGGCCGCGCCAGGCGAGAAAUCGCGCUCGUCACCGCCGACGCGAUAAAGGGCGACCUGCCGAGGAUCCGAGCCGCGGGGGUGCGCGGUUUAGAUCCCCCCCCGCUGGACGUCCAAUCCGCCGACGGUUCCGACCCGGAGAUGAUCCGCCUGGUGUGCAGGGCGGUGUGUUGGCCGAGUCUGCUGCUGGAGGGGGUGGAGAUUGAGGCGGAUUUGGGGAGCGGGUCGAGCGCGGUGUGCGAGCUCGUCGCCGACGCGGGCCGGGGUUUGCACGAGCUGUUCAGCCGACGGGAGCUCACGUGGAUGCUGCACCUGCAGCGGCAGGGCGAGGUGAACGCCAUCGCCGCGGGAACGAGGGGUCGCGACUGA
Messenger RNA from Micromonas commoda, 3939 nucleotides. RefSeq lists its product with no specific name. Gene Ontology annotation, cellular component: nuclear pore outer ring; nuclear pore. Lineage: Eukaryota; Viridiplantae; Chlorophyta; Mamiellophyceae; Mamiellales; Mamiellaceae. The transcript has a single exon. The record is from RefSeq and is a predicted model, not a curated record. Gene Ontology annotation, molecular function: structural constituent of nuclear pore. Gene Ontology annotation, biological process: mRNA export from nucleus; post-transcriptional tethering of RNA polymerase II gene DNA at nuclear periphery; regulation of DNA-templated transcription. The coding region runs from base 1 to 3939 and encodes 1312 amino acids.